Messenger RNA from Ceutorhynchus assimilis (cabbage seed weevil), 447 nucleotides. Lineage: Eukaryota; Metazoa; Arthropoda; Insecta; Coleoptera; Curculionidae. The record is from the annotation of a GenBank genome assembly.
AUGAAAAUUUUAUCAGUUUUUGUGUUGGUUUUUAUUGAAACUCGGAGCUGGCCUUAUGGAACUUAUACAAAUCAAAUUUCCAGUGUUCAAACAUUUAACUUUGUUACCCCAUUUCCGGAUUCCGGACGUCAAACGGCAGUACAAGAAUCCUCGGCAAAAGAAUCCAUACCAAUACAGCUAGACAUCAAAUAUGGCGGACUGCAGCGCGUUGUAGCGGAUUUUUUGAAUCCUAAACCAAUUGUCGACACUAUACAAGAGCACGAGAAAUAUGGCAACGAUGGCGGCAAAGGGCGGGCUAUUAGCACCGCUGUAGUAGCCGCCGUCGAAGGGCUGUCAAACGGUUUGAAUGCUCUCGUAGAUAUACCAUUUCAAAAAACCAAAACUAUCGGACGUCAAAUUACGGAGUCGCUCAAUCAAGUCGGAGGGAAAUUGGUCGGGUUAGCUUAA